Molecule: messenger RNA, 1251 nt
Organism: Sporisorium graminicola
Lineage: Eukaryota; Fungi; Basidiomycota; Ustilaginomycetes; Ustilaginales; Ustilaginaceae
Exons: 1
Coding region: 1-1251 (416 amino acids)
Source: RefSeq, a predicted model, not a curated record
AUGAUUGUCCCUUGCAAUAUUCUUCCUCUUCUCCCGCUGAUCAGUGUCGCUGCUGCAGCGUCGAUCCAGCUGGACGCUCGUAACGUCAAUGUUGGAGGCUCCACCAAAAACAACAACACCAACAACACCGCCUCGGGCCCAUACGGCCUCAACAACGCGGCCUGUCAGCAAGUCACUCUCUCGAUCCCCGUCAACAUCACGCUCUCCAACUUCACCAACGUCGACAAUGCCUACUCGAACCAGUCGUACGUCACGCGUCAGAUCAUCGACUUCACCGAGGCGCCUUCGAACUUUACUGCGCAGCACGGACCGAGCACCAACACGACCUUCCGCCUGACGCGCAGCUUCAAGAUCAACGGCUACUACUGCACACCCAAGCAGGGCGGACGCGAGGACAGCGCGCUGUGGAAUCUGGUACACGGCAUCGGCUUCGAUUCGAGCUACUGGGACUUCAGCCUGGCGCCCGAGUACAGCGUUGUCAAGCACGCGGCGAGCUAUGGCUACAGCACGUUCCGGUACGAUCGGUUGGGAACGGGCGAGAGUGAGACGCCGCGCGGGGGCGGGUUUGACGUCGUGCGGGCGCAGACCGAGGUGGCAAUCCUCCAGGGGGUGCUGGGCAAGUUGAGGAACAGUACCCAGGUGGGCGGGAAGAGGCAUAGGAAGAUCGUGGGCGUGGGGCAUUCGUACGGCUCGAUCCAGACGCAGGCAGUGACGCAGCAGACACCCGAGCUGCUCGACGCGGCCGUGCUCACAGGCUACACAAGCAACGCUACCAACCUGCCCGCCUACCUGCAUGCCGCCUCGUACUCGAUCGCCAACCGCAUCUUCCCCUCGCGCCUCGCCAACAAACCCGCGCAGUGGCUCGUCACCGGUAGCAACGCGUCAGACAUCCUCGCCUUCUUCUACCCACCCUUCUACUCGCAAGCCUCGUUCGAUCUCUCGCGCUCCACCGAGCAGCCCGUGACCCUCGGCUCGCUCUUCACCGUUGGCGCCGUAGGGGGUAAGGCUGACAACUUUACCGGCCCCGUGCAGGUCGUGAACGGGGCAAAAGACUUUAUUUUCUGCUCGAGCAACUGCUAUGCCGGCCCUGACGGCAAGGAUAUCCCGAGCGGCGUGCAGGGGCUGUAUCCGAAGGCGAGCAACUUCACGAGCUACAUUGCAGAGGAUACGGGACACGGCAUCACGGCGCAUUACAGCCAGCCGAUGGUCGCCGAGGAGAUUGCGAAGUGGAUCAAGGCACAGGGACUCUAA